Anguilla rostrata (American eel) is the source of this 3682-nucleotide messenger RNA. RefSeq names its product L3MBTL histone methyl-lysine binding protein 1 (gene l3mbtl1). Gene Ontology annotation, cellular component: nucleus. The coding region runs from base 61 to 2586 and encodes 841 amino acids. The transcript is spliced from 23 exons. Lineage: Eukaryota; Metazoa; Chordata; Actinopteri; Anguilliformes; Anguillidae. Gene Ontology annotation, molecular function: zinc ion binding; histone binding; chromatin binding. The record is from RefSeq and is a predicted model, not a curated record. Gene Ontology annotation, biological process: negative regulation of DNA-templated transcription.
UCGCAGGCCCUGGUCCGCAAGACGAGCUGGGUUGCGGGGGGUGCUGGAGCCUAUCCCUGCAUGCAUUGGUGGCAGUUACUGGCGUCUGUCAUGAGCGCCAAAGUGGACCGGGAGGUCCUGGCCGUAGGCAGAGAUAGCCCUGCUGACUCUGUCCCUGACCCCACCCCUGACUCUCAUUUGUCCAAUGAGAGCCUGGUACCAAAGCCCCGCCCACAGACUACCGCUGCACUUAUUGUCCCAGCUGUCUCUCACGCUGUGGAGAAGGGGAGCCUGCCGCACAGCAGUCUGGAGGGGGCCAGAGGGGCAUGUGACCCGCAGAGCUCCGCCCUGCUGCCCCAGGUGGGGGGCACAUGCAACAUCGUCCACGUUCUGGAGUGGAAGGAGGGCGUGGCUCUUCUCCCAGGUAGCAACCUGAAGUUUCGAAUGAGAGACUGUGGCACACUGGAGGUCGUCAGUGAUGAAAAGGUCACCUGUGUGGGACCUGUUGCCGAGGACACUGUGGGGAAGCAGGGCGUGGACCAGAGAGGACCAAGCCAGAAAGCAGAUGCGGGUGGUGCUGCAGCUGAUGCUGCAUGGGGUGUGGCGGGUGAUCGGAAGACUGAGGACACCCCAGUUCGCUGUGGAACCUCAGAGCUGGGCACUCUGAGGACGUACGCACAGGAAGUACACACACAGCCAGGAAGUGAGAGGGCUGAGGGAGGAGAGAAGGGGCCCAGGAGUCAGGGAUCAGUGGUGGAUCUGGAGCUGCUGAAGCCGGUGAAGAAGAGGAAAAGGAAAGACUUCCUGUGCCCGUCAGAGGAGGAGUCAGAGGCGGAGGGCGGGGAGGAGAAAGCUGAGGACCUGAAGAUCGACGGCCCGGCAGAUGAGGGAGGACAGAACCGGCCAGGGCUCACAGAGUGUAAGAAGGAAAUGCGGACAACAUGGGCUCAAUAUCUUGAGGAUCAGAAGGCUAUUGCUGCCCCAGCCGAACUCUUCCACGAGUCUCAGAGGGUCCCGCGGUCCAGGAGCACCUUCCGGCAGGGAAUGAAACUGGAAGGAAUUGACCCCCAGCACCCCUCCAUGUACUUUGUUCUGACUGUGGCUGAGGUCUGUGGUUGCAGGAUGCGUCUUCACUUUGACGGGUACUCUGACUGCCAUGACUUUUGGGUAAAUGUCAACUGCCCAGAGAUCCACCCAGCCGGCUGGUGCGAACGGACAGGCCACAAGCUCUACACACCCAAAGGGUGUAAGGAAGAGGAGUUCUCCUGGUCAAGCUACUUAAGGCUCACAAAAGCACAGGUCGCCCCGACAGAGCUGUUCGUCAGCCCUGGCUGUGUGGAGGUGCCCUGCAGUUUCGAGGUGGGGAUGAAGCUGGAGGCCGUGGAUCGCAUGAACCCCUCCCUCAUCUGUGUUGCCACGGUGACCGACGUGGUGGACGGCCGCUUCCUGGUCCACUUUGACAACUGGGACGACACUUACGACUACUGGUGCGAUGCCAGCAGCCCCUACAUCCACCCCAUUGGCUGGUGCCAGGAGAGGGGCCUCCCUCUCACGCCCCCGCAAGACUACCCAGAUCCAGACAGGUUUAACUGGCAGAAGUACCUGGAGGAAACAGGCUCCACAGCUGUGGCUGCAGAGGCCUUUAAAGUGCGGCCGGCGCAUGGCUUUCAGGUGCAGAUGAAGCUGGAGGCGGUGGACAGGCGCAAUCCGGCCCUGGUGCGGGUCGCCACCGUGGAGGAAGUGGACACCCACAGGAUAAAGAUUCACUUUGAUGGGUGGAACCAUGUGUAUGAUGAAUGGAUGGACUCAGACCACCCGGACAUCCACCCCGCUGGCUGGUGUGAGCAGACAGGCCACCCCCUGAAAUGGCCUCCGUAUGACUCCAGUACCCAACAACCCGGUCCCAGGGAGCCGCCAGCCGCAGGACAGACCAGCUUCUCCUCCCUCACCUGUAAGGGAAUAACUCACCCCAGAAGCACCAAGUACAGCUUUCACCACAGGAAGUGCCCCACCCCGGGGUGCGACGGCUCGGGUCAUGUGACCGGCCGUUUCACAGCGCACCACUGCCUGUCGGGCUGUCCCCUGGCUGAGCGCAACCAGGGCCGGCUGAAGACCGAGCUGCCCGACGCCGACGCGCCCGGAGGGAAGAGGAACCUCCUGGUGUUUGGUCAGCGAUCCAAGAAGUCUCGUUACCAUGGCAGGAUUGGACGCCCACCCAAAUACAGGAAGGGCCAGCAGCGGGCUUACCAGAGCCUGUCUGCGGAGGCUGUGUACCCCUCGCUCUUCAUGUCCGCGCUGUCGGCUCACCCUGACCGCUCUCUGUCCCUGUGCUGGGAGCAGCACUGCAAGCUGCUGCCCGGAGUGGCUGGAAUCCACUCCAGCAAGGUGGCUGGCUGGACUGUGGAGGAGGUCUUUGGUUUUGUUCAGAACCUGACUGGCUGUGAAGAACAAGCUCGUCUGUUCAGAGAUGAGAUGAUUGAUGGAGAGGCUUUCUUGCUGCUGACUCAAACAGACAUUGUCAAGAUCAUGAGUAUUAAGCUGGGGCCAGCUCUGAAGAUCUACAACGCUAUUCUCAUGUUCAAGAGCACCGACGAAGGCCUGAAGUGACUUCUGGUCUCGCCCAAUCCCACGGCGAAUAAUGUGCCAAACCCCGCCUCCCUCCCACUCCCCCACCUGGUGUCGCCCAAUCCUGUGGCGUGUAAUGUGCCAAACCCCAGCUCCCUUCCACUCCCUUGCCUGGUGUCGCCCAAUCCCGCGACGAAUAAUGUGUGAAACCCCACCUCCCUCCCACUCCCUUGCCUGGUGUCGCCCAAUCCUGUGGCGUGUAAUGUGCCAAACCCCGCCUCCCUCCUACUCCUGGUGUCGCCCAAUCCUGUGGCAUGUAAUGUGCCAAACCCCGCCUCCCUCCUACUCCUGGUGUCGCCCAAUCCUGUGGCGUUUAAUGUGCCAAACCCCGCCUCCCUCCUACUCCUGGUGUCGCCCAAUCCUGUGGCGUGUAAUGUGCCAAACCCCGCCUCUCUGGUGGUCGCCCAAUCCUGCGGCACAUGGUGGGCCAGGCUCCUCCUUUUCCCUCCUCUGUGUGUGUAUUGUUCAGCUCCUGUCAGAGAGAGAGUGAGAAUGGCACGGCCAUAUUGAGUCACAUCUGUACUGAGCCUGACCUGCAGGCUGUGCCAUACGUCCCUAUACAUUUGCAUUCAGCAAGGUGUGUUUUUGACGCACUCACAGUGCAAUAGAAAAUCAGUGUUAAAAGUAUCUGCAGUGAUUCGGGACUUAUACUACAAUAAUGUAGCCAAACAAUACAACAUUCACAACAGUUUGUGCUUUUCUUAUUUUUCUGUGCCAUCCUCAGACAGGGCUACUUGGGUCAUUCCAGAAGGACUGUCGGUUGUGUGGCGAGUUUUUCAGAAUGCGUUUCUUUAAAUUUCUCUAACGAGUUACAGUUCUUUGUAUUUCCUCAGUUUGAUCAUUUAAAAAAGAAUGUUCGCCAAAAUGAAAUUUGCAAAACAUUUCUGGGCCAAAAUUUUUCCAGCUUCCUUACAUUCAUAAAUAGAAUGAAUGAAUGUGUAAAAUGCGUAUCGACGUGUCGCAGAAUUCUCGGGCAGGACUCUCUCUCUGAGGCGCACAGACUGUGUUGAGAUUCGCAGUUCUUGGGUCACAAUGUCUUUCAAACCAUCAAAAACAAUAAAUGUACUGUUGAAGAUUU